AAAAAAAUUACUUAAAUCUUUUUCUAAUCAAAAAUGGUAUUUUGGCCUCAUUGUUUUUAAAUUUUUAAGAUAUUCAGAGCUUCUUCAUAAAAUUUUCCAACAUAUUUUCGAUCAUUGAUUAUUUCGACUUCAUGAAUGUUAGUACCCACCAAGUUUAUUUAAGAAUAUUCUCUUUCGUAUAUACUUCAUAAUUCCAUGAAAAUUCGCUAUUUCGAUAUCUCUCACAAAAAGACGUAAUGUUUCACUAUUUGUGCUAUCAAUCAUGUUCUCAUGAUCCUUUGUCAUACUUAAGAAGAGCAGGUGUACAAUGGAAUAGACGUGUUCGUAAAAGCUUGAAUGCGAUGUGUAAUGAUCUCAGUGUACCCGUGCUGGGACAACAAAGAACUUUACAGGAUCGUGAAGAAGUGCUAACGAAAUGGGAUGAACUAAGCAAUUAUACCAUCGAGUUGUCGAAUUUUCGUCCAGUUUAUGCACCAAAGGAUUUAUUGGAUGUACUGUUGUCUUUAAAGGGUCCAGCAAGACAAAGUGAAACUAAAAAGGAGUUUGUGCAAUUACCUAAAUGGGAAUUCUCUCAUAUAAAUUUACCUGUAAAAAAUCUCUUUGAAUUGCGAGCCAUUUAUGUCGAACUAACAACUAAAGAUCAAACAUCUACCCAUGAAAUGGUUCAUAAGUGCAAACGCAUUUUACGCUCUAAGCACGCGACUCUUGCUCAGCAGUUACUCAAAAAAGGAAUGACUCCCGCACCAUUCCGUGGACAGUUGUGGACGUAUGUGCUAGGAAGUCAAGUAACAGACACGGAGGUUAAUUACUGGAACAAACUCAAAAAUUCAGUUAUAACAAUAGAUCACAUUGCCGAUAAAUUAGUUUUCAAGGACAUACAACUCACCGCAUCUAAUGAUGAUCAGUAUUUUGUUUUUGAAGAUAUACUCUAUCAGAUUUUAUUGUGUUUUUCGCGUGAUGAGUAUGUCGAUGAACAAAUUGUUGCUGAAAACUAUGUAUCUCGAGGUAAAUACUAUGAUGCGCCACCAUCCGGAGUUGUGCCAUUCCAUGGUAUUUGUAUGUUUGCUGCACCAUUUUGUUAUCUCUAUAAAGAUCCAAUUCAGAUGUAUUUUACAUUCCGGGCGUUUUAUAUACGUUUCUUUCAUCCAUUGAUCACAAUUCAGACUCAUCCACAGGGUAUCGUGAGUUUAUGUCUAUUAUAUGAAAGACUUCUACAGACACAUGAGCCGGAACUGUGGUCACAUCUACGCCAACUUGAAAUACAUCCCAUUAAAUUGGUCUUUAAGUGGCUGAUGCGUGCAUUUAGCGGACAUUUGCAUCCUGAUCAAUUGCUUAUACUUUGGGAUUUGAUUUUAGCAUAUGAUUCUUUAGAAAUCUUACCAUUAUUUUGCACUAUUAUCUUGAGCUUCCGUAAAGAAUGCCUCCUACAAGUGAACUCUUGGGAACAAAUCGAAAAUGUGUUAGCCGAUCUAUCGUCGAUCCAGGUUAUACCGCUAAUACAGUUAACACUAAAUCGCGAUUCUUAAUACUAAACUAGGAACCAAUGAUCUCGAAAAAUUUUAAAAAAUCUGCGGAAAUGAUGGUUUACGAUUUAUGCUAAAAUUUAAUUUAUUCCAAAGGAUCGAAGAUCUGAUUGAAAUAAUCUCAAUUCGAUUAAGGAAAUGUUCAAAUUUAUUAGUCAAUUAGAUAGUAAAAAUAUAUUGUCUUAACAAAAUUUAUGUAAAUUUGAAGAAACAAAAAGCCAGUCAAUACCAAUAAAUAUUUUUUUA
Messenger RNA from Teleopsis dalmanni, 1769 nucleotides. Its product is annotated as TBC1 domain family member 19. Bases 237 to 1526 code for a protein of 429 amino acids. The transcript is spliced from 11 exons. The record is from RefSeq and is a predicted model, not a curated record. Lineage: Eukaryota; Metazoa; Arthropoda; Insecta; Diptera; Diopsidae.